Molecule: messenger RNA, 2953 nt
Organism: Linum trigynum
Lineage: Eukaryota; Viridiplantae; Streptophyta; Magnoliopsida; Malpighiales; Linaceae
Source: the annotation of a GenBank genome assembly
CGGACUUUCCGGUUUUACUACAAGAUAGGAAUUGAAGCUAUACGCUUUUGCCCUAUCAAGUUUUUGGCGCCGUUGCCGGGGACUGCCAUACCUUAUUUUUGUUGAUUUUUGUGAGUGAACUAUUUUGAUCUGGGUGUUAGUGUGCAGAAGAAUUUUCAGGUGUAUCCUCCUCGUGCAUGCCAAGGAGGACGACUGGCAAUUUACUGCCACUUGAUCCCGAGAUCGAGAGGACCUGCCGACAGAACAGGAAGCAGGUCAAGUUAGGGAAGCAGCCUACCACAUCCACAACUCCUAGGCCUUCCCUAACCAAGAGAGGGCAGGCUUCAUCACCUGUCGUCCCUACACCACCUACACCACCGCCGCGCGUCAUCGAGCCUGUCAUCAUGGCAGAACAGGAUCGGUCGAUCAGGGCUCGUCUGAAUCGGAGGACUGGAGCCCGAGCUUCAUGUGUUGUCAUUCCGGCUGGGGAUGCAAACAUGGAGAUUGCCCCAGCCUUCAUCAAUAUGAUCACUAAUGGGUACACCUUCUCAGGGGCCAGCACCGAGGAUCCUCAUGAACAUCUCCGCCGGUUUGCAAACAUUUGUGACACAAUGAAGAGCCCGGCUGUGUCUGAUGAUGCCAUCCGUCUUCGGAUGUUCUCAUUUUCUCUGCUAGGGAAUGCAUCACACUGGUUCCAGAACUUGACACCCCGUUCCAUCACAACAUGGGGUCAGCUUGAGAAGACCUUUUUGGAUAAGUACUUUCCUCCUGCCAAGGCAAUGAAGAGGCAAGAGGAAAUUGUCACUUUUAAACAAGCUGAGGAUGAAAGUCUGACCGAGGCAUGGGAGCGCUAUAAGGAGCUUCUAAUGAGAUGCCCGAGCCACGGUCUUGAAGAUUGGAACGUGAUCUCCAUCUUCUUCAACGGAAUCAGAAGACAAUUCCGAGAUGCUCUGAAUAAUGCUUCCCGAAAUGGUUUCACAAGAAUGGAAGCACCAGAAGCAUAUGAACUGUUGGAGAAGAUAUGCUCUGAAGAUACUGAAUGGGGUAGUGAGACCGGCAUUCGAAGGAGAGGAGGCUUGCAUGAGAUAGACAGAGUUGCAAGUUUAGAAGCAAAGAUUGAUGCUAAGCUGGAUUCCAAGUUCGAUGCACUCGAACGAAGGCUGGCUAAGAUGGCUCUUGGUAGACAGCAAGAGGUUGCUUUGUGCGAAUUAUGUGAAGGUGCUCAUCAUAGGGAUCUAUGUCCACUGGUAGCUGAUCAGUUGGAAGAUGUGCACUAUAUCAACAAUCAACAAAAUCAAGACCAGGGUGGUAUGUAUUCAAAUACCUACAACCCGCAAUGGAGGAAGCAUCCUAACUUUUCCUGGGCAAACAACAACCCAGCUGGUGCUCGCAACAUUGCUCCUCCAGGCCUGCAGAAACAACAACCUCAACCAGAGAAGAAACCACAACUUGAAGAAUUGCUUCUGGCUCACAUGCAGAAAACCGACAAUAAUCUGAAGGGUCUUGAUCAAUUUGUCACUCAACAGCUAGCCAUCAACAAUAAUUUGCAAUCAUCUAUGCUAGCUAUGGAGAGGCAAAUAGGCCAGAUGGCUGAAACUUUGGCAGAUAUGCAAGGCAGGAUUCCUGGGACAUUACCAGCAAAUACUGAGAGGAAUCCGAAGGAUGCCAUGGUUGUAGCAGUGACAUUGAGGAGUGGAAAGGCCUUGGAAGACCCUAGGAGCUCGAAAAAGGCACCAGAGGCAGAAGAGGAAGCACCGGGAGAAAGAUCUUGUGCAGAAAAUGAAGAAUCAGCCUUGCACAGGCAAAAUGAAAGCGGUUUGCCUGUGCAAAAGCAUGCUGCCCGUGUACCUCAAAAAGUGGAAAAAUUGAAGAAUGAAGAGGUAAAGCCUUAUGAACCUCCCGCUCCAUUCCCUCAAAGGUUAAUGAAGCCCAUGGAAGACCCAAACUUCAAGAAAUUUGUGAAUAUCUUCAAGCAACUCCAGAUUAACAUACCCUUGGCGGAGGCACUUGAACAGAUGCCUACAUAUGCUAAAUUCUUAAGGGAGUUGCUGACAAAGAAGCGCAAAUGGGCUGAUCUAGAGAAGGUAACCCUUACUUCUGAAUGUAGUGCUGUGAUUCAGAAUAAAUUACCAGAAAAGAGGGAUGAUCCGGGCAGCUUCACCAUUCCAUGUGUCAUUGGAGGUACAGAAUUCGAUAAAUCACUUUGUGAUCUUGGAGCAGGAAUUAAUUUGAUGCCAUACUCAGUCUACAAGAAAUUGGGAUUGGGAGAUGUUCUUAAGCCUACUCGGAUCACACUCCAAUUGGCUGAUCGAUCAGUAAAAAUUCCAAAGGGAGUGGUGGAGAAUGUAUUGGUGAAGGUGGGAAAGUUUAUUCUCCCAACAGAUUUUGUCAUUUUGGAGAUGGAAGAAGAUCGGGGAGUGCCUCUAAUCCUCGGCAGACCUUUUCUAGCAACCGGUGAUGCACUCAUCGAUGUUGGGAGAGGCAAGUUGACAUUCCGAGUAGGUAAGGAGGAGGAAAUUUUUAAUGUCUUUCAAGUUGACCAUAAUCAUGAUGAAUUUGAAAGUGAAGCUCGAGAAAGGAAAAAUCCCUCUUCCUGUGAUAGUGGACCAUCCGAAGAACUAUCACCUAUCCUAUCUGCUCAGAUUCUGAAGUCAAAGCAAGGGCAGAAAUCCUUGCCAGGUCACCUCAAGUAUAGAUAUUUGGGUAAGGAUUUCAAUCUUCCUGUUAUUAUUCCUUCUUCACUGACAUUGAAACAGGAAGAGUACCUGCUUGAGGCGCUGCAGUACCACCUAUGCCUCACUAGAGGGUCUAACAUGCCAGCUAAGAAGGUCAUACCCAAUUUUCGCACACCUGGCCCUGCAGAGGUGACUCAUAUGCUGGAUGGAGGUUAUGCGUUCUACCAUUGCUCGGGAGGGUAUGCUGGAUACCUUUCCAUACCCAUUGGUUGAAAGCUCCAUAAACGUCAGGCUGAGGA